This is a messenger RNA of Cladophialophora carrionii CBS 160.54, 2385 nucleotides long. RefSeq lists its product as uncharacterized. The coding region runs from base 1 to 2385 and encodes 794 amino acids. NCBI's taxonomy places the organism in Eukaryota, Fungi, Ascomycota, Eurotiomycetes, Chaetothyriales, Herpotrichiellaceae. The transcript is spliced from 2 exons. Gene Ontology annotation, molecular function: protein binding. The record is from RefSeq and is a predicted model, not a curated record. Gene Ontology annotation, cellular component: anaphase-promoting complex; nuclear periphery. Gene Ontology annotation, biological process: anaphase-promoting complex-dependent catabolic process; protein K11-linked ubiquitination; positive regulation of mitotic metaphase/anaphase transition.
AUGGAUCUCGUUGCAACAACGACGAAGAAGGAUAGUGUGGAUGUCUGGAGACUGAAUGGGCAGAGAGUGUUUGGCGCCAAUUUCGCCAAACAGGAGUAUGAGGAGGAGGAUGGUGAGGUCAGAGAGGCCGAAGGAGAGAAGGAGAAAGACGCGAAUGUCAGAGGCGUUGUGUGGAGGAGGGACGGUCAAAUUCUCGCCGUCGCCUGCUCGGAUGGCACGAUAUCCCUCAUCAAUGCCUUUACAGGCAAGAUCGCACACCGCAUAUCCGCCCACAAGCAGCAGCCUCCACUUUCCCCGGCGUCAUCACAACAAUCUGGGUCUCGAUCUCAGCCGCACCCACGCCGACGAAGUUCCAGACUUCCCUCCCACACGCCCCUUCCCCCAACAGUCACCUCCAUUUCCUGGACGACGCACUUCGCUUACCCCUCGCCCAGUGCAGUCCGGUCUAAUCUGCCUACGCCAACCUCAACGUCACUCGAUCAAAUCCUCUCGCUCCGUGCCGAUGUGGAGAAACUACUGCAUCUCAAGGCUGACUUGCCCCACUACCUCAGCACCGUCGACAUUGAAACUUCUCUGCCUAAACUCGCGACAUUGCCGCCUACAGGAGGUGGCGUUGAUGACGAUGUCUUUAGUAGCAGGGGCAGUGUGGAUGUCAUCUUCCACGGUGGCGGAGAUGGUGAUCCGGGUGGGAAGGGAGGGGUGGAUGUUCUCAUGGUGGGCUUGAGUGACGAGAGUGGCUGCAAGGUGCAUCUGAGGAUCUUUGACGCUUUUGAGGUCGGGACGGUGGACGUGCGAGGUGUCCUGCCUGAGGGGGGACCCGCUAGGGUGGUGAGGAUCGAGAGUCACCCGUUCCUUUCGACCAUCUUCUUGGUGGUUGAGAUGGCGUCUGCCAACAGUGCAGGUGAUUCGUCAUUGCAUCUUCUCGGGCUGGAUUUGAGCUUCAUACCGCAGACUGGUCUGAACCUCGCGCUUGUGUCGAAGAAAGCGACCCAGCUGGGGAAUCUGCUGCGGUACAUCUCGCAGGUGCAGAUGCAAUUGGUUGCCGAGGUCAAAGCCGCGUUCGAUCUACCAACCAAGUUUCUGCGCAACGUCAACGAAAGCCUUGCUGAGGCCGAGGAGAGUGCGGAUUUUGUGUUUGCGGCGCAUCACCUCGCUGUGACGGGGGAUUGUGAUCCGAAAUUGAAGGAGUGGCUCGUCGACGAAGUUGGGGAACGGGGGCUCAAGCGAUGGGAGAAGGCGGUGGGCGACUGUUUCGAAGUGGUCAGAAGGAUGACAAGUGAGUGUCUUGUGCCGGCCCUGGAGAGAUGUCUUAUUGUGUUGUCGAGGCUGGAUGGGCUUGCGCGAUUUGGGCCGACGAGUAGCAAAUUGGGUCUGGACGAGAAAAGUAUAGCAAAAGUUACGGAGACGGUUGACUGCAUGGGGGUUCUUACCGAGGAUCUCUUGAUCGACGUGGAUUUGGAGAUGAGGGAAUUUGCGGCCUUUAUGAAGUGGUUGAAGUGGGAAUGCGAGGUCGAGGCUUUGGAGGAGGGGAGUGAACGGGCUGCCGAGUUGAGGGAGAGCUGGACGGGUGAAGGCGAGCUGAAGACGGUGCUGGAGUACGUCGUUGGCGCGAUGAAUGAAAGCCGGUUGAAAAAGUACUUGGUCAAGGAGGAGGAAGAGCAACCAGCUGGUGGUCCGGCCUCGUUCGACGAUGACCCGGAUAUAGGGUUCUUUGCUGAAUACAUCAAACGAAGAGUCCGUGGCAGGAAGCACAAGAAGAUGCCGACCUUGGGUGAUCUGGUUGGACGGAUGCAGAAACAAUGCGAGUCGGUGUUCUCGCAGAUUGCAGAGACUUUCCGGAAGAGCAUCCUCGAGAGCUAUCUGACGGCAUUGCCGCGGCAGUGCGAUGGCAGCAAGAUGGACAUCAAGGUCAUCCCCGAUCAGACCGACAUGGAUUUGUACCGCCUUAUCGCGCUAUCUGGAGACCGGCAAGACGAUCAUCGCGUUCUCCAGGUUGUGGUCACGCUACAGCAGAGUGCCGCAAAGACCUUCAAACACACGGUCAACACGUACACUCUUGCGAUUCCGGAUGCCCACGGGAUCCUGGACACGAAGUUUGUGGACGACAAGGAAUUUCUCAUACUUGUCGAGACGGCCUCGAAUGCGAGGAUCUACAGCCACGACAUUAUGGAUGAGGAUGACGAAGCUUUGGGAUGGCGCCAUGCCUUCGAAAACACCCAAAUGAAAGGCUUGAGACCUGCCAGACUCGAGGUCAAUGGGCGGGUUGGUAGGAGAGCGGUCGCCGUGCUUGACAGGGACGGUCUCGGCUAUGCCGUCUUCGAUCUCGAUGCUGAGGAUGAUGCUGCAGAGACGGACGGCGGAGGGGACUCGUUCAUGACUGGUUGA